AAUACAUUUACUGAUUGACUGUUUCAAAUUAAAGUAUUUUGUUUCAAAAAAAGGUUUGAACAAGAGACUUAAAGAUCUUGCCAGAUAAUAUUUAAAAAAAAAAGAAAGUCACAUUAAAUUGAUUUUUCUAAAAAUAUCUGGUCAAUCCCGCGAAACUUCAAGAUGGAUACAGUGCUGGGUUCGGAGAACUCUUUGACAAGCACCCCCAAAGUAAAAGACAAUGUUACCUUAAACAUUUCUUUUGUAAGAAGUUUUUAUAAUUUUAAUUUGGAAAAAGGAACCACUCUUCUAUUGCCUAUUUUUGUUUAUGUUAAAAUUUUUAACGAUAAGAUGAGUCAUUAGCAUCGUCCUGUCAGGGGCAUUUUGUCGGCAUAGGCCACAAUCACAAAGUGCAAAGGCUCUCCAGGCAUCCCGGUUUUGGGCCAGUCUCACCAGUAGUGACCACUCUUUUUGGUGUCUGCCUCUAGUGACCUUCUCCAAGUCAUUUUGGGUCGACCUCUUUUUCUCUUGCCCUGGGGGUUCCAAGUAAGAGCUUGUCUCAUGAAACUGGAUGUAACUCUUCCACUGGUUCUUGUUGUGUGCGGCGCCAGAGAUCUCUUGGUGAUGACAUUGGGCUAGCAGAUUCUUAGAAUCAUUUGGAGACAUGAGUUGAUUAACGUCUGUAGCUAUUUUGAACUAGCUGCUGUUCGCCAUUUUUUCUGCUUCAUAUAGCCAUUUGGCCAUUUAUAGCUAGACAGGUUUCACUGUGGUGUUGAAUAUCCUGACCUCGAUCUGGAGGAUCAAGUUGCUGCAGCUCCAGACUUUUUUAGCUGGUUAAAUGCAGUUGUUGCCUUGCCAAUUCUCACUCUAAUGUCGGCGUCUCACCCUCCUUGUAUGUCAAUGAUGCUGCCGAGGUAUGUACUGUUAAGCUAUCCACCUCCUCAAGGUUUUUUCCUUCCAGUACUAUAGACUUUAGGUGUGUUGCUUGAUGUAUUUAUUUUAUUUUAAGGACUUUGCUUUUUCCUCAAUGGAUGUUCGGGCCCAUGCAAGCAGAGUACUAUGAUACAUAAUUGGUUUUCUCUGGCAUCUGUUGCUCCGUGUGUGCUAUUAUGGCCAGAUCAUCCGCAAAAUCCAGGUCAUCAAGCUGUUUUCAUAGUGUCCACUGAAUACCAUUUCUCUUCUGCUCUGUAGACAUUUUCAUUAUCCAAUCAAUGGUCAGCAGGAAUAAGAAAGGCGAGAGUAGAUACCCCUGUCUGACACCGGUCUGUAUCCAAAAAGCCGCAGUUGUUUGUUGGCCAUGAACAAUUCUGCACAACAGUCCUUCAUAAAAAGCCUUAAUUACGUCCGUCAAUUUUUGUGAUACCCCGUAGUGUCUUAGCAGCUUCCACAGAGUCUGUCUGUCUACACUAUCAAAAGCCUUCUCAUAGUCAAUAAAGUUGAUGUAUAGUAGCGAGUUCCACCCCAGGGAUUGUUCCUCUAUAAUUCACAGUAUGCCAUCUGGUCGGUGCAGGAUCUGUCUUUUCUAAAAAGCUGCUUGUUGGUCCCUAAGAUGGGUAUCCAUUGCCUCCCUCAUUCUGUUAAGUAGUAUUCUGUUGAAUACUUUGCUUGGGAUGGACAGCAGGGUUAAAAGAUGAGUAUGAAUCAUCAAAAGUAGGGGUGUGCCGGAUCCGUUUUUUUCCAACCGGAUCCGGAUUUUCUUAUGCGAAAUCCUUCGGAUCCGGAUUCCGGAAUAAUCCGGAUUCCGGUUUCUCCCGGAUUCCGGAUUUUGGUACUAUUGGUAGAUACUUCGGUAAGUCAAGGUGGACUACUACUUUUUGUGUAUGGGAAUUCGCAAUCGGUGCCAAAAAAUCCGAGUUUUUAAUUUUCCGAUGUGUGUGUCUAUUUAUUAUUAAAUUAGUACUUUCGAUAUAUAUUUGAGUUCCGUUCCAUUUGGAUAAGUGUCUUUCGAGAGACGCCAUGUUUCUACGCGUUCGCAGCAGGUCAUGCAGCUCGCUCAACCUAAUUUCGCCAUGGGGUUGGCCACGCCCCCCUUUUUAAUGGCGGAAGUUGACGAUACUUAGGAAAUAUUAAUUUAUUAUCACUAUUUACAUCAAAAUAAUUGAUAACUUGUGUUUCAGAAUGCAUUUAAAGACAUUUAAACUGGAAUGUUUUAAUUUGAGCUUUAACAACCCGGUAGAAUCCAUAUUAUAAAUGAUCAGAAUUUACCGUGUGCAACACGUUGUCAUUGGCAACCAUUCACAGCCACUUGCAUAACUGUAUCGUAGUACUACCUCAGAGUUUCAUUCAUAAGAGUUUGCCGUGUGCAAAAACUAUUAAACCAUUGGUCAGGGAAAGCUUUAAUUAAUUAUUCAUGUGCCAAAGUUGAAAGUUUAAACUAAGUCUAAACAGUAUUUUAGUGAUAAGGCAGGGAAUGCGUUGCCUUAUAUAAACUAUAUAGUCAUUGCGCAUGACGGGAUUGGCGGAAUGAGAUCACAGAAUGUGGAGAUGCAGUCCAUGUUAAAAAAUGACAAACCAAGUCGUACUUUAAAAAUUCAUAACUUUAAAACUACAACAGCUAAAAAUAUGAUUUUGGUGUUAUAAUUCUUUAAAAAAUUACAUCUUUUCAACUAUGCCAUUGGUUUAUUUUUACAAAAAGUUUAAAUUUUCUUAUCAAAGUCCCUACACUAUUGGCCACUAUUAGCGGUGCUGACUCUAGCCUCUGGUAUGUACGGAAUAUUAAACAUUAAACAAGCUCAACGCUCGAAACAAUCGAUUAAUGUAUCGUGAUUGUGUGGAAUUCGGGAAAGAGAAUUACUUUUAUUUCAGAUUAUGAUCCGGUGAGUCACAAAAUCUGGCAAAUUCCGAAAUCCGGUAUAUUCCGGAAUCCGGUUGUUCCGGAUACAUGUAAAUCCGGCGGAACCGGAUUUCACCGGAUAGUUCAAAAUCCGGCGGAACCAGAUUCCGGACCGGAUUCCGGCACACCCCUAAUCUGCAUGUAAUAAUAUGUACAACAAAAAGGUCAACGGGAUGUCAACAUCAAUGAAACGGUGAAUAAUGAAAGUUCAUUGGUUCUUAUUUUUACCAAAUACUAUUGAGUUAAUAGGAUAUUGACUUUGACCUCUGCACUCUUGUAUUAUUGUAAUGAUGAUCCGAUGAUAAAGAUUAUUUUGCUAAAUUAAAUUCAUAUUUUUAUGAAGCGAAAGUAUAAUUUAACAAGUAUUUAAAAAACAUUUUUUUUUCGGUAGUCUAAAUCACAAAUGCAGUAUUAUGUACAACUACAAUCAACAGAAUUUGAUCUCAAAAUGAGGUGGUGCAUUCCAUACAACUAGUACAUUCAUAGUUAUCAUUGUAAAAUGCAAUAUACCUUAAAAAAGGACAAAUGAACUCACAUUUUUAUUUACUUUUUUAUUAGUUCAUAGCUCAAAAACUACUAAAGCUAUUUUAAAAAAUAAAACUGCCUAAUUUUUAUAAUUAAUAAUAAUUUUUGUUGUUGUCGCUAAGGCAAAAUUCAACCAUUUAUCCCUAAUGUGCAUGGACGGAAGCAUCAUUCUCUACCCGUAGCAAAUUAUGCCUCUCGCGCUUUGCCCUUACUACUCAUCACGUAAUAUGCAUAUAGAUUUUUUUCUUUGUCUUUCAUUAAUAAUCUGAGGGCCACUUAGGGUUAAUAUGAAAUGAUUUUUAAGCCCACGAACUGUGGCAUGCAUCAUUCUGUGGUGUGGAGUUUUUCAGAGCAUUUUGAGUGCCAUUUGAAAUUGCAUUAAAUGACAUAGAAAUAUUGAUACAAGACCCCUAUAAGUAUAUAUUUUUAGAAAAGUAAAUGGAUGGGGAUAACGUUGGCCAUAUUGCCCACCCUGUAAGAAAAUUUUGCUCAGUGUCCUUGACCUUGGAGUUCUCAAGAAAAAAAAAUCGACAAAAUGUCUUGCUUUCAAGUGCUCAAAACAUCAUUAAUUUUUAUAGAUACACUUAAAACACAAUCUAAAUGUUGUAGCCAAUUCAUUUAUCUUUAAGAAAAUCUAUAGUUUGCUCAGGUUUUGAUUGCAAUUAAACCUAUGAAAGCAAUUUUAGUAAUUUUAGGUCAUUUAUACAAGAAACUGGGACCACUGCUAAAACCAAGUACAAAAUACAAAAUCUCAGGCAAAAUAGUUAUUAUUGACUAGUAAACAUUUAAAAAGGAACUGUGGAACUGAUUUGGGUUGUUUAACUAUAAAAUUUAUUAGUUCCGAGCUAUAAUCUGUAGCUUCUGUGACUAAAAUUCAGUCAGUCCCUGCCCAAUCUCCGGGCCUGGCUCGAAGUCUAACAGUAGCCUCAGUAGGCCUAUUUCAGUAUCAUUAAGACUAGUAUAAAAUUCACAAGAAGAAUAAUCUAAACUGAGUCUGAUACCAUCAUGGGGAAUGUUAAAAUCAUCAUCAGUAUCACUUAAACCCUCUCCUAAAAAGCUUUCAAACAUAUUUUGAUUUUUUUCUUGCUCUGAAGGCCCGGCCCUUCAACCAUUUUAGCUUGAAAAAAAAACAGCGAUAUAAAACUCUGAUUAAAAAGUAUUUAUUUUCAAGUUAUCACGAAACAGCUUAAACCAGAGGAUGAUUUAAUUAUUAAUAAUAGGAAGUGGCUAUAAUUCCGGUUAAAUAUUGGAUUGAAAGUUGCUAUCGGACCGUGUUUUUUAUCGGCUGCCACAAUACAGAACGAGAAGGCCGACCACAGUUCGUGGGUUAAAAUACAAGACCACAAAUCGAUUUUGACUAAAAAAAACAGGGUUCUUGACAGGUUCUUAAAGAGAAAUUUGUUAAAAAAUGUUAAAUCGUCCUGGCGAUUUUUGGCUCUUUGACUGAGUUUGCCAAACACUGGGCUAACCCAUAUGAUAUGAAAUCCACAAGUUACCUUCACUUACUUAGCCUAGAUAUUUCAUUUGUGUCUAUGAUCUAGCUAAUGGCUUUAUGAAGAGAUAUCCUGUUUUCUCUUUUUUUAAAUUAGCUUAAUCAUGAUCAAGGAAUGCUAUGAUUAUAAUGAUAAAUCAGUCUCAGUGGAAAAAAAAUCUGAUUUCUGAAAGGCUCAAUAAUGAUACCAUCCUAUGUAAUUUACAGUGAAACAUAUUAACUUUUUAUAAGCAAAGCAAUCCCAUAUGCUACAUAACAUAGAUGAAAAAACAAGGUUUGAACUUUAACCCAGGAAUAAAACAUUUUAUUUUCUCAUAGUUUUAGUUGAAGUGUGCUGUGCACUAGAUUCCUACUGACAUUGAUGAUGGAAAAUCUUUGUCUUAACUCUUUAUUUACCGGUUCUAUGACCACAAACAAUUUUUUAAACAUUUUGUGGGUUUUUUUUUAUGUUCCUAUUUUUUAAAAUUUUGCGUUGUUUUUUGUUUUUUAUAAUUGCUGCAAUUUACUCAUUUUUUGUAUAAUUUUAUCUGAAAUAGGCCAGACAUGAGAGGAAAACUUUACAAACUAUACAACACACAGCAUCAGACCCAAACUAUGGAGGUCAGACUUUGGCUUCUCAGCUGAAAGGAUCUAAGGUGAGUUUUGGUAAUUUAUUUAAAUGACUAUGAAAAUGAGAUGACAUAAAUUUCAUUAAAAUUGGUACAGCAGGCUUCUUUCAAGUAAAUAUUUAAUUAGUGUAAAGAUUUCACAUAAUAAUAAGUGCAAUGUAAAUCGCUUUUGUCAAGCCAGUGAUUAUCAAAUGUAUUUAAAUAGGGGUUACUAGAUAUUUAAAAAAAAGAACUCUGCAAUAAAAAAGAUGUUGCAAAAAUUUUAUUGUAAUUUAGUUAUAUAGAUUGAAUUAAAAUCACAUUGCAUUGUAAAAUCAAUUAAAUAUGGAAAAAAAAUUCCCGUCGACACAUCUUCAUGGUAUGUUAAUGUCACCUCGUUGCUACAUUUAGGAGUUGAAACUGAAGACUAAACUGUAUUACAAUGAGCCAUCAACUCAUUCAAGCCCACAUUCAGUGCACAUCUAUAAAGACUCCAUCAUGCCAGAAAACAGUGCCAUUGUUCAUUGUCACAGAAACACUCAAACAGAUAUUUCACUACUUGAAGAUCUGAUUCAGAAACAUCUUCAAGGAGAAGUUGGUGACCCAGAUGACAGUGGUCGCUUGUCUGCCUAUAUUGACCAGGAUACUUUAGAUCUGGUGACUAAAGGUUUGAAAGUUUUUGAGAUGUUGCAUUCUCCCAAGUAAAUAUAAAAUCACUGUAACAAUAUACUGGUCUAUAAAUUAAACUGUUCCCCGUUGAGAAAAGAAAGAGAAAUUUUUGACAACUUUUAAGUUAAUGUUUAUUAGCGAUUAGAUUAAUUAGACACUAUCAAUUUGUGUCAAUCAAACAAUAUAAGUUCAGCUUUAAUAAUGAUGAUACUGAAUACAAAUGUAAGCGUUAAUGCCUGCAUUAGUUCAAAAAAACAACAACAUUCAUAUAAGUGUAAAUUAAAUUUACAUAAUAUAUAUAUAAAUGUAUCCUACCUAAAGUGAGAGAAAAGAAUAAGAGUGGACGCCAGUCCCUGACAAAAUAAAGUUCAGAAGAACGGAAAGGAAGUGAUUAAUAGUAAUUUCAUGUGUUUGAUUUUCUCUUAUAAUUUUACUGAAAAUAAAGCUGGAAAGAAAUUAAGUACAGUACAAUUUUAUCAUUGCUGAAACGUUACUUUAUUUUCAAUUGUAGCAAGAAAUAAAUUGACACUUUUAUCAUUAAUCUUGACUUGAAUUUUUGCAGGGGAGGUGUCAGAGUCUUAUUGGAAAGAUUUAGCUGAGGAAAGAAGAAGAGCUCUAAUAGAAACCAUGGCUGAAAAUGAGAAGGUACAAUCACAAAUAAAAAUGGACAUUUAUCUUGGUAUAUAUUUGGACUAUAUGUUAUAGAAGAGCAGGAAGGGGGUGGGGGGGGGGAAUAAUUGUGAGAAAGAUAUUCUUUAAUUGAAUCAAAUGGGCCAGAUAAAUGUAAGAUUUUAUCGUUAAUUUCUUGAAGCUUGGCUAUAGAAGUACUGAAUGGUUUUGUGGCCAAAUCUUUCAAACUUUUUAUAACAAUGUAUCUUGCUUAAAUUGCUCAAAAAGUUCUUAAAAUACUUUAAAAUUUAGUCAGCCUAAAUCGAUUUGUUGGGCUUUAACCCUUUCUGCUGCAACAUAUUGUAUACCCUGUUCCUAGUGACUGUACACUUAUUUAAAGGGAAAAGGUGUUUCUGGAGAUUCCUGGCAACUGGAUGGGUUACACCCAUAGUCUUAUAUCACAUUAAAUGGCUCUCUUUAUGUUAUUUUAUUUUUUACAAUGUGGCAUGAUUAGUUGCCAUAUAACUGAACUCCCUUCACAGAUUGUGCAGUAUCUCCCAUUGAAGCAUUUCUUCUGUAGAUUAAUGAAAAAUUGAUACAAACGAUAGUUGACUGCACCAACAAGGAAGGUGAGAAAGUAAAAGGAGUCAAAUGGCAAAGGAAUGAAAGCUAUUAUUGGCUGCCUACUACACACUGGCACUCUUCACCUAAAGUGGAAUUUUUAUUCAGACAUGUUGAUGGAAAUCCUCUUUUUAGGGAAGCAUUUUCAAUAAAGAGAUUCAGCAAACUUCUUAUUCAUAUUUGCUUUAACAAGGAUAGUAAAUCAAUCCUUUCUGGCUCGUGACAUCUUUGAUCCCAUAAAAGAUGUAUGAGAAGCAUUCCUGAGUAAUUUGGUGAGGUAUUAUGUUCCUGGAGAAAACAUCACAGGAGGUGAGCAACUGGUUGGUUUCAAGGUCGGUGCAGAUUUAUUCAAUAUAUACCAAGCAAGCCAGACAAAUAUGGAAUAAAAAUGCUCUUGGCCUUUGAAUCGUCCUCGAACUAUUCUCUGAGAGACUGCCCAUAUCUCAACUAAGACAACGCAAGUGCCUUCCAGCAAAGAGAAAUGUUGGAAUAUCCCCAGAGACUGUGAUUUCUCUCACAAGGGACUUCCAUGGAAGUGGCUGCAAUUUCAGAACAGACAUUAUUUUAUUCCCUUAUAACUUGCAGAACCAAUGGCCAAGAACAGACUUGCCCUAGUUAGAACAGGGAAACGGAACAAGAUUUCCUACCCAAGGGGUUUGAGCAAAAGAAGGCUCUGCCUCUCAACAAAUCAGUUGGUUUUUUUUCAGACUAGAAACAACCUUGUCAAAUACCAGAUUUCGAGGCAGAAAAAUAUAUUGCUGCUGAACACAAUACACAACCGUCCAGCCAUAGAAACUGAAAAUGAAUGCAAGAAACCAAAGAUUGUGCUCUAUAAUAACAAAAUAAAAGGAGUCAUAUUCACCAUGGACCAAAUGGCGAAGAUGUUCUCAGUGAAUGCAAAAGUGUAAAAGAUGGCCUUUGGGUUGUGUUUUUCAACAUUGUUGACUUGGCAUCAAUUGCAGCAAGAGUGACAUUUAAUAUAAUUAUCCAACUAACUCACUACUGAUUCAUGAAGACAACAUACAUUCAGUACUGAUGUUGCACAUUUCCUCACCUUUCCGCAAGUUGAGGCAAUCCGUCCCGACGCAUCAAGAUAUUGUGAGGCAGAACAUCGCCAGUGUUUUUAAAUCUUUGCAGACACUUCAAACAGUUACCCAAACCACUUCAUCUCAGCAAGUUUAUUAGACAUAUUUGGUUCUUUUAUGUAAAAACUGUGCAAGCUGAGCUGCAAAGCCCCUACUUUCCAUGUGUACAUUGACUGUUCUGCUUGCAUAUGUUUUUUCAAGUUGAACACAUGCUAUUAUUGUUGGUACUAAAAUGUUUUCAGAAUAUUUUUGUUAUUGUCAAUAUUUAAAAUCUAUUUUAUGGCAAGGAUUACAGGCUCAAAUAAUCCAAAAACAACAACCAAACAAAAAUGUUCAUAAGCCAUUUUACAUUUUUUUUUUUCUUCUCUUAAAAUAUCUUCGGGUGUGUUGCACCCUGUUGCCGGAGACUAGAAAAAAAUAUUAGGCCCCAAAAAAUAAGUCACUUUUGCAUGUUUUAUACACUUGCAUGCACCAAGGAGUUCAUCCCAAUUACCUUGUGGAUUAGGUAGUUUGAGAAAGAUUAUUAAAAGGAGACUCGAUAUCAGCAAUCACUGUCUGUCUCCUGGUGUAUAACACCCAGUUGCAGUGGAAAGGGUUAAAAAAAAUUGCUUUUUAUUUCAUUGACUGCAACCUUGAUCCUAAAUUCACUCAUUUUUACAAUGAACUUGCUUUUUAUGAAUGAUUUUUGUCCUAUUAUAUCCUAUUCUUAAUGGUCUUAUUUUGUUUGUUUAUUUUAUUUGUGUGUUUUUUUUUUAAAUUUUACAACCCAAAAUGAAAAAAAAGAAUAAAUGAAGUACCUUUUUAUUGUAGACCAUUUGUCAAAUUUGAGCUGCACUCUCUAAAGUUCAUUACAUUUAAAUAAAAACUUUAUCCUUGACAUUUUAUUUAAAUCUUAUAAUUAUUAAAUAUUGUGAAAAAAAGUUUGUUGUAAAUGUAAUAAUUUUGGAACAGUUAACAGCUGAAGUAGAUCAACUCCGAGAGGAAAACAGAAGAUUAUCUGUCAUAGCAUCUCAAGCAGAGUCUUUAAAAGAAAUGUUGGAGGUAUUUGUGCUGGAUUUUACAAUAAUUACUUUCAACUUAUCACAAACCUGAACAUGCUUUGCCACAAGCAGACCUGUUUACUCUUAAAAUUUUGGUGUACAAUUUUGAGAUGUCUUUUACGAUUGCUCGCCAAGACCCGUCAGAACUACAAUUUUAGGAGACCGGGUUGAAAAUAUAUACAUUCCUGUAGUUUUUUCCCCGAUGAAAAUAUAUAAUAAUUAAAAAGUACUUCUUUGGUUAUUAGUUUUAACUUGCAUUUGCAGUCUACAUCCAGCAGUGAAUGGAUCGAGAAUUUUGAUUAGUCGUGGACCAUCUAUAAUUAUAUUACGUUUUUCCUUAGAGGGGAAUAAAGUGGUGUUGAUUUAGGCUUAGGAGAUUUUGUAUUUUGGGGGUGGGGUGGGUCUGAAAUAUGUCAGUAUCUAAAAUUAACCCCGUCACAUUUUCAUAUGAUUGGGGGGGCGGGGGGGCGUAAGUUAUUAAAAAAUUCUACAAUAUUCAUCCUGAAAGUCCAAUAAACAUGGCAUAUUUAUGGCAAUGUUUGGUAGGAAUUAUUACAAUGUAUUUUCAUAAAUGAACUCGCUAGCUAUUCUAAGAUUAGUACUCAGUAGUAGCGGUAUCACAGUAAUAUUUAGUUCACUGUCUUCAGCGUGCUUGUGACCCCUUUGUGACUUCAAUUUUGUUGGACCAUGCCAGUGGUUCUAAAAUGUUCAUUUCUCGGCGUCCAUGCCAAAUUUAUCCGUUAACCAGGCUCCUUGUGUUAAAUUCUAACAAGUGCACUUCUAAAUAGCGCAUAUGUAAACAAAGUAAACUAAAAGGUUUGGGUAAAAAUAAAUAAAACACAUAUGUAUGUUCGACUUCGAGUUUACCAGUGACAGACUGUAAUAAUGUCAGUAAGCUUUGCAGUUUAAUCCACUUUGCCUCUGUGAUAGAUUUAAUCUUAGUGACUUUAAAUGACUAUUAACAUUCAUAGUGUAAACUUUUUUAUAAAACUUUCAGAAAAAAUUUGUCAUGGUUUAGGAGGAAAAUAUACAUGUAUACGGGCAUUUAGUUAACACUUUUAGAAUUCUUAUUGUUUAUUGCUAUAUUUAAGAACAAUUUUUAAAAAUUAUUAUUGAUUAAAGUAAAAGGUAUAUAUGAUUAUAUAUAUUAAUAUUUGAGUGAGAAAUAAAUCUGUUCCAGUUCUUAAGUAAUUUUCAGUUUGUUUUUACAGAGUUUUAUCACAUUUUAUAGUUAUCUAAUAAUUUGUAUACCGAUGUGCUUCCAACUUCAUUAUUAAACAUUUGAAAGGCCUAUUAGAUCAUCAAUAGAUGAAGUUACAUCUAAAUUUUUUUACUACACACAUCAUAUCUUUUAAUUUGAGAAAAACAAUUGUAGAAGUAGAACAUUAACUUGUAUAAGAGAUUGAAUUUCUUGUGAUGCCUAUUUGUCAAUGAUUACAUCAUUCAUUCUUAAUGUUGACUCUGUUUACCAGGGAAUUAUAUCAGAUGAUGAGGAGACUACAGAAGCUGCCUCUAAAUAUGUGGAUAAUCAGGAGAUUUCAGGUAGAUUUAUUUAUCAUAAUGGUAUUGAUUGCAUCUCUCAAAUAAUUUAUCUCUUCUUUACAAAAAAACUCUUUAACAACAUGAAUCCAGGGGCCUGUACUCAUAUUCUGAAAGUUAAUGAGACAAGGAAUUGUAUGGUAUGAAUUAGGGAAUUCUGUUAUUUAAGUAAGAUGACCAUGACAUAAUGCAGACCUGUUUACUCUUACGAUUUUUAGAUGUCUUUUACGAUUGUACGCCGAGACCCCCAAAACUACGAUUUUCAGAGACUCAGUGAAAAAAUAUUUGUGUAAUUUUGUCCGAUUUAAAAAAAAUUUAAACAUUUUCGGUUGUGGAAGCUUUAGCCCUUAUGGCCCCGCAUUGAAUGGACCCAGAAAAACGAUGGGUUUUUGUAUAUUUUUUUAUAGUUUGACCAUCCUUCAUUAUAUUAUAUACGCACUGAAAGGGGAGGUGGCGGUUGUUGAUUAAAGAGAUUGGUGGCAUACCAGAAACACGGGUUGGGGGGGGGGAAGGUGGGAGUUUCAAAAGAUAUAAAAAUAUCACUGCAACGCAUCCUAUUGAUGGUGGUGAUUGUCUUAGUGUUGCUUUGCGUGUCACAGUGAACUAGCCAGCUGUGUCAGCAGCAAUCUUUAGGCUAGUCGCCUGGCAACAACUUCACUCACCACCUCAUUGGACUGCUACUGCUAGCAAGCGUGUGUUCGUCUGAACCGCGGGGAUUGUGAAGAGAGAAAACUAGAGGUGUGAGAUUUAGUCAGUGGCAUUAAAAAAAAUAUUUUAGAUCUCGCAAAGCAGCUCUAUCCAGAGGCGUAGCAAGCGGGGGCAGGAGGGGACAGAUUCCCCGGGCGCCAGCUAGUUGGGGGCAUGUUUCUUUCAGAAAUUUUCCCCAGGGGGGAGCACUUCAGAUUUUCGGGGAAGGGGUACUUCAGAUUUUUCGGGGGGGGGGGGGCAGUGCCAGCAGUUCCAGUUGAUUUAUUGUUGGACAUAUUUUUGCUCCUGGGGGCACUUGGCUUUCCCCGGGGGAGGGGCACUGCCCCCCCUCCCAGAGAUAUAGCUGAAAGAAACCCUGUUUAGGGGCGCCAAAAUGUGCUUUGAUAUUAUUUUAUUGAUGAAAAUAAUGGGCUUGAGAGUUGAAAAAAAGAAAAAGGGGCACUUUAAAAUGGAUCUUGUCCCCGGGCGCCAAACACCCUCGCUACGCCUCUGACUCUAUCCCCUCAACGAUUUUAAUACAAUAAAACAGUUUUGUAUCACUACUGCUACUACUGUGCCCCCCCCCCCCCCUAUUUUUGUUUACAGCUUGUGGUAGUUACUAGUCUCUGAUACUAUAGCAGUGGUCGGCAAGCCGCGGCUCGGCCAGUCAACUACAAAGCAGUUUUUACUCCGAAAAACAUGGUCCUUGACAGGUUCUUGAAAAUAAAUUUGGCUCGCAAAAUUUGUUUAAUGGUCCUGCUGGUGAUUUGGGCUCUUUUGACCAAUGAGUAUGCUGACCAAUGCUAUUUAGUAUGUGAACGUAAAAACUCAGGGGCAUAUUGGAUAGGCGAGGGCACUAUGUUUUUCCUAUUAAUGAGUGUGGGGGAAGGUGGGUUCGUCACCAGCAUGGAAAUACGUGUUAGUGGACUAGUGUGUUAUCACUAUGUCGUGUUUAAUAUGACUACUACAGCGACCUCUUUAUGAAAACACAAAGCACUAGUAUACGGUAUAUGAUAAAUGCGAAGCAUUGUGGUGAUAUUUGUAGAGCCUUAAUAAUAAUAAUAGACCUAAUUAGAAUUUGUGGAUUUCACAGAUUUUCACGUGACAGUUGGCUCUAUAAGAGACUGUCAGGAAUCAGGAUAAUUAUUGUAGAAUUUAUGCAUAUAUGUAGGUGCAUUCUGGUGCCCCCCCACUCAAUCAAAACGCAUCCUCAGCGAGUAAGUAAUAUUUGGAUGGCCCUUUAAGUUGACAGGGCGUGCGGGGGGGGGGGGGGGGCGAGGUAUGAAUCAUUGUUAACUUUUUCAUUUUUAUUUGAAAUGUUAUAUAUGGGCUGUCCAAACAGCUCUGGCGCUAGAAUUUGGCUGCAUUGACCUUUGUGCACAUUGCGUGAUUUUAAUGUUACCAUUAUCAUUAAUGGAAUCUGCAAUAAUUCUUGUUUUCGGUUCCGUAGUUGACCUCACUCAGUAUUUUACGAUAUGACCUCGACAAAAAGAAAGGCUCGCGGAAUGGGUGAUGAAGAAGAAACUUCUCUCUCUACCGAUAAACAUCCCAUUCAACAAAAGAAAAAGAAAGUUUAUCAGCAGAUAGUCUUGCUUGAAUAUCAGACUAAAUUGACUGGUUUGCGUUCUUUGUCGAAUGGUCCAUCAUGCGCGCACUGCACAAUUACACAAUCUGCAAGUCGGACUUUUCAUGAACAAUCUAUCAUGGACCAAAGGAGUGGUGUUGAUUUAGGAAAUUUUGGGUUUGGCGUGGGUCUAAAUACUUAAAUCUAUACAAUCAACACCGUGACAUUUCCGUAAUGACAGGUGGGGGGGUGGGCUGAUCCUCGGCAGAAAGAACGUACGUUAUUUAAAAAGUCUACAAUAUUCAUCUCCUAACUCUGAAAGUCCAAAAAUAGCAUUCUUUGAUUUAGGAAAAUUUGGGUUUGGCGUGGGUCUAAAUACUUAAAUCUAUACAAUCAACACCGUGACAUUUCCGUAAUGACAGGUGGGGGGGGGGGGCUGAUCCUCGGCAGAAAGAACGUACGUUAUUUAAAAAGUCUACAAUAUUCAUCUCCUAACUCUGAAAGUCCAAAAAUAGCAUUCUAUUUAUAUCUCGAAUGCUGUAAAAUACCACCUAAUGUUUUGUAGGAAUUGUUGCGGUGAUGUUGUCAAGAUGUAUUUUCACCAAUAAACUCGCUAGCAGUAGUAGAGAAGUUACAGUUGUGUUUAGUCAUGAGUGUUCAGCGCGCGUGUGAUGCAUAUUUCGUUGGGCUACGCCAGUGGUUCUUAUAAUUUUGUUUCCUGUAUUGUACGAUUUUGAGACGAUAUCGUACGAUUUUAGGAGUUUGAGGGUAAACAGGUCUGCAUAAUGCAAUUGUUGUGCAGCUGUUUUUCUGCCUGCAACUCAGCACACUUGGACUGACUGUUGGGUACUAUUGAUCAUGUAAAAAUGUUAACAGAUGCAGAAAACAAUAUUCUUUGGGUUAGGAAAAAAUGGUUAUAUAGUGGUUUUUAGACACGGUUUUUAAAAAUUACCUAGUUGACCUAAAAGUUCCUUUUUAUAUUUCCUAUUAAAUUGAUCAUGCUCAAACUGGUGCUACGACACACACUGGGGUCAAAUGUCUUGUUAGGAUGAAUUAUAUCAAAAGUAUUAACAACUGCAUUGUUUACAUUCCUUGGCAACAAUUGCUAAGCAUAAUGAGCUCACAAAUUAUCUAAGUAAUAAUAUAUUUUCAUAUUAUAAAAUAAUUUUACAUACAUUAUUUCAUUGAACCCUUAAACUGUCAUAACGGCCGAUAAUCUGCCAUUAUACUCCUUUCUGUGGUAUCACGGCUGAUAUAAUUGACCGCCAGCAAAAUAUUCAUUAAAAAUGCGAAUGAUUUUAUUUAUAUUGUUUUGGAAAUCACUCUAUAUAAAUGAGUUUGCUUCCUAUUUCCGUUACUAUCUGUGUGUUUACUUCCUUUUUUUGUGAUUAAUCGGGUGUGAAAAUUUCUCUACUUUUUUUACCGCCAUAAUAUAUGAGGGCCCCUCUCUAGGUUGCAAAAUCAACACAGUAUUUAUUUAUUUGAAUUAUUUUAAUGAAAGCAAUGAUUUCUGAGAUAUUCCAGGUGUUAGCUCUCGCGGUGUUGUCGUAACAGUCAGAUAUUGACAAUUUUAUCCCUAAGCUUAGUCACAUUGUUUCAAAUUCGUUUGGGAAAGGGUGGAAAUCAAACUGAAAAAGACACAUAUUGGAUCCCAAAGACUUACCCCCAAGAUGUUUAUGUUCUGGAAUAUUAAUUAAUAAAAAAUGUAUUUAAUAACUUCAAUUGGAAAGGUAUUUUUGAAAUCAUUUCUCGCCUUCCCCCCUGGCAUCUUGUAUGACAGGAAUCGGAAGGUAGGGAAUAAAAAAAAUUCCCCAAUAUCACAAUUUUCAAUAUAAGUAACUAUAAAUUUCUGAAAGAAUAUUGCUUCUGGUUUCUAAAAAAUGUGAUUUUCAUGAUAGUUUGAUCAAUUUAUGGAGUAUUUAAGGUGUGUUGAAUUCAGAAGUUGAGUAUUAAAAUUGUAUUCCCUGUAAAGGUCAAGGUCAGUAUCAACAUACUUAAUGUGAAGGGCCGAGUGGAAAAAGUACCUAAGUUACACUUUUUCAAAAACGAGUUAAGCCUGGCAUUAUAUCUGAUUACUUCGCCUGAAUCAUUCCUGUAAAUACCAUUCAUGAAAAAUGUACAUAAGUGUUUCAUUCAGAGCUAAAUCAAGCAAAUUUAAAUGUAUUUAAAUAAGAAUUUAAAAACUUAGAACUAAUUUUUCUCAAAACUGCAAAAAUACACUUAAGUACUUUUCUACUCAGCCCUUCAUAUGCAAAAAAAUUCUUUUCAUACCAUAAGAUACCUUGUCCUUUUACUUUCAGAAAAUGUCUACUUGCAAAGGUCUCUGAAUUCAUUUAGUUUUGGGAUUGGUGUCAUUUUUGACAAGCAAAUGAAAAUGCUAAAAAUGGCUUCACACUAAAGAGACAUGUUCUUGACAGUUAUAGGCUUAAAAACACAAAUUAAACCUAAAAAAAAAACACCUCAAAAAGAAAUAUAAAUUGAUGAAACACUCCAUUACUGAUCUUCUGGUAUUAACAAGUAAAUGGAUUGAGAAUGAAAAUUCUCAUCAGAAUCACUUGAUUCAGGUUCCCAACUAUCUUCUCCUUGAGAUUCAGAUGAAAAUUGAUAUUUGCUCAAGUAAUUUUAAUUAUUCAAGACUCUGCACUGUCAUGCUGACAAAGAGUAUGAAAAAUGUGCCUAAGAUGGCGACUCUCGUUUGGGCAUGUCACAUGAAUCUCAACCUCUCAAAAAACAUCAAAAUUAUUAAAAAAUCUUUUAAUUUUAUUUUUUAAAAUAUUUUUCUUCAAAUCGUUGGAUGAAAUAAUUAUUAUAUAGCAUACUUCAAAAAAUUACAAAAGGCAACAUUUUAUAAGCGAAAAUAACCUGCAUAUAUAAAGUUACGCUCUCUGUAGAGGAGGAAUGAAAAGAGUUACGAUAACAUGCAUCAAAUUUGAUUAACAGGAUGAAUGUUCACUCUAUGCUUUUUAAACAAAUUGCUUGGAAGAUUCCUCCAAUUAGUUUUUUUUUUUAAAAUUCUAAUCUUAUUAGAUUUAAAUCAAUGACAAUAAAGAUAUUUGAUUGAUUCAUUUAUAAAGGUAGGCAUAAAUGUAUCACAGAAGUACAUUGUAAUCAAAUUAUAUUAUUCAAUUCUAUGUCUGUUUUCAUUAUUUCCAAACUUUUUGUUUUCUGGUCAAGAGAUGAAAGAAUGAACCACUUUUCACCACCAAACACUUUUUGCCACCAACCAUUUUGACCACUUAUGUUUACUCAAUUGUUUUCUUACUUUUCAGUUGUGAGUCCGGGAGCUGGUGAAGCUACCAGUGAAAUUCAUUCAACUGAGAGGAAUGUAAAUGAUGAAAAACUAGACUGAUCAAAGAAACUGUUGUAAAUAUUGAUUUUAUUGCUUUAACUUGCAAGAGGACGUGUGAAAAUGUAUGUGCAGUUGUUUAGUUUUAAAAAAUGUACCCAAAGAGUAUGAGAAAUUGCUUGAAUUAGUGAAAGAACUUUAGGAUCCCCCUUUUGAAGAAACAUGGAUGAAUUUUUUUAAAUUAUAAAGUUCUUGUCUAUUUUUUUGUGUGACAUUUUAAAAUGUUUGUUCAUGAUUCUUUGUGUGAAUUAAAUUGAAAAUGAUUAUAAUU
Molecule: messenger RNA, 16847 nt
Organism: Lymnaea stagnalis (great pond snail)
Lineage: Eukaryota; Metazoa; Mollusca; Gastropoda; Lymnaeidae
Source: the annotation of a GenBank genome assembly